Molecule: messenger RNA, 1773 nt
Organism: Tuber aestivum (summer truffle)
Lineage: Eukaryota; Fungi; Ascomycota; Pezizomycetes; Pezizales; Tuberaceae
Source: the annotation of a GenBank genome assembly
AUGGACGACUCUCUUACUGUCGAUUACGACCGGUACAGAUCAGACCCCCCAAGCUACUCGGAGCAGCAGCAACAGCAACAGCAGCCUCAGCAACCUUCCUCAUCUUACGCCUCGCCUCUGCCUUCGCCGUUGCUUGAGCUCGGUAAAAAUCUCGGCUUCCGCAAACCACUCCACCCGCACCACUCCAGCAGACCACAAGGGCCCGAGGAAGAUGUGGCUGUCGAAGCUUCGGGCUCGGGCAGCACAAAUACAGGCCUUCAGGAGCGCAUGCUUUCAAAGGUAUUACAGCAGAUGCUACCAAGCGACUAUUCGGUAGAGGAUUAUCAGGAGCCCCGGGACAAAAGGAAGGACAAGGAUAGACCUCAGUUCAGUUUAACGCUGAUGAGUGGUAAUUUUAGGAAAUUUAAUGCAAGGUGACGGUUAAUCCUUUUCUUAGUCCAUGAAAAAAAUUUGACGUCCGGAGUAUCGUUGCGCAGGAUUGGCGUUGUGUUUGUCUUCCAACAUCGCUUGUUUCGGCUCCUGCAAUGGCGGAAGCCCACGCACACCAUGUCGGCAUUAGCUGUGUACUCUUUUGUUUGCUUGGAUCCGUACCUUCUCGCAGUUCUUCCAGUAGCCGCAGUUCUGCUCUUUAUCAUGGUCCCCAGCUUUAUAACGAGACAUCCGCCGCCGCCGAGUAUGCCGAUGGAAAAAUAUACUGCGCACGGCCCGGCGAUCGCGCCACCUCCCGAGGUCAAAGCAGUCAGUGAGAUGAGCAAGGUAAUAUUGACUCUACAGAAUUGCCGAUCACCGAGGGGCAGGAUUGAUGAGCAUUCUCAAUUUUUAGGAUUUUUUCCGCAACCUUCGCGACUUGCAGAAUACCAUGGAUGAUUUCUCUAUUGCCCACGACAAGAUAAUUUCUCUAGUGGGCCCUCCAACUAACUUUUCCGACGAAGUCAUUUCCUCAGCUGUCUUCAUCACCUUAUUCUUCUUAUCCAUUCUCCUAUUCAUCACAGCGGCUCAUCUCCCCUGGCGCACGAUCUUCCUGGUAACGGGUUGGAUCGUCUUCUCUAUGGGACACCCAACCCUGCAGGAUAUACUUGUAGACGCGCAUAAUACCCAUAUUUUACCACACGAAGCUUCGGCUUCCGCAACAGCAGGCUCGUUCAUCCACAGAGACAUCAUCCUCGAUGCUGUUCCCGAAUGCCGUGAAGUUGAGGUAUUCGAAUUACAAAAACUCACAUCCGGCGGGGAGUACGAGUCAUGGAUAUUCUCGCCCACACCGUAUGAGCCCAUGAGCGCCCAACGGAUAGCGCACGAGAGGCCCAAAGGGACCAGAUUCUUCGAGGAUGUCAAGUGCCCCCCCGGCUGGGAGUGGAAAGAUCGAAAAUGGACUCUCGACCUGGGCAGUACCAUUUGGGUGCGGGAGAGGUACAUUGGUGGGGUAGAGAUUGAAGAGGAGGGUGAGCGGUGGGUCUACGACAGAGUGGAAGGCGAACAGGGAGUGCGAGGAGAAUGGAGGCGCCGGAGGUGGGUGAGGCAGGUUAGUCGGAAAUACCAGAUGAGGAUCGGCGAAAAUUAGAGCGGUAGUAUACGCUGUUUGAGCAUGCCUCUUCUUUUUCUAUUGCUAUGGUAACGGGGCGUUUGGCAGCUGUGAUAUAAUGGGUCUUUUAUUUUUUCUCUUUUUUCCUCUUUUCCCCUCCUUCCUCCCCCCUAGGUUAUUUUGUGGGUUAAGUACUGUACGUAAAUAUAGCUCCAGAUUUUUCAAAUGGAGGCGUGUCCACGGUCUAUCACUCG